Molecule: messenger RNA, 1884 nt
Organism: Cannabis sativa
Lineage: Eukaryota; Viridiplantae; Streptophyta; Magnoliopsida; Rosales; Cannabaceae
Exons: 8
Coding region: 1-1263 (420 amino acids)
Biological process (GO): protein desumoylation
Cellular component (GO): nucleus
Molecular function (GO): deSUMOylase activity
Source: RefSeq, a predicted model, not a curated record
AUGAAAGAAGUGUUGGAGAUACCUGAGACGAGCAAAGUUCAGCGCUCGCUUUCGUUCAACGGGGAGACCGAGAAGAAGGAUGACGUCGGUGUCGAGGAAAAGGAUGGUGAAGGGACGAAGGAUGACGUGGUUGUCGAGGAAAAGGAUGGUGAAGGGACGAAGGAUCAAUUGGAAGAGGAUGUUGAUGAUGUAGAGAGUGUCCCUUCACUUAAUCUAUCAGAAGAGAAGGUCGUUGUUCCAACUAAGGUGGUUGUUUCUGAUGAUUCGUUUGAGAAUGCGGGAGGGAAGGUGAUUGGUCCGUUCAUCGUGAAGAAGGGUUACUCAAAUCAACAAGACGAGUUGUUCCGUUACAUUUUCUCUAGCGCCAAUGAUCCGAGUGAAGUGUUAGCCCAUUUUGGGAAGGUUGAGGUCGAGCGGAUGUAUUUCAAAUGCAUGAAACCGGAGACCGAUAUAUCACACAGUCUCAUUGAUUGCUUUGCUCAAAUCAUGAAUUUUCGAGAGAAGAAGCGCAACGGCAUUGGAAGUAAGAGAACUUGGUUUAUGCCCACCAGAAUUUCGAGCAAGUUACUUGGAAGAUCGAUGACUGUGGAGAGGAUGGCGAAGCAGCAAGAGUGGUCCACUCUUUAUUACGAUGCAGAUUUGAGUUUAUGUCACACUAUGGUGGUACCCCUACUGGAUACCGAGAGUGCUCCGCACUGGUUUGCGGCGAAUGUGAGCAUGGUUAAUACAACAGUGGAAAUUAGGGACUCGUUGUCUUCUGCAAUGCAUAAGAGGUCACGUCGGAGCACCUGCGUAGAGAUGCUCCAGACUUUGGACCAAUUGUUUGCCCCUGUCAAGCCAGGAGACCUGAAUUUCAGCGAGUUUGUAAUUAUUUCUUCAAGCAAGGACUACCCACAACAACAAAAUGGCCACGAUUGUGGAAUGUUUGUAAUGAAGUACAUGGAAUCACUGUUCGAGGAAAAUGAAAUAUUGGAAGAGUUUGAUCCUAUUGAAGCGAGACUGGAUUGUGUUGGGAAAAUUGUCACCCACGAGAGUAACAAGGCUAAACAUGCUGUGAUGGAGGGAGUUAAGAAGCAAUUUGGAUUGAGCAAAACCAAAGUUCUUCCAUCAACAUCUACAACUAUAGCAUUACAUAGUCCAUCAAGGUCUCCUCGAGACCCCCGAUUCAGCACAGCGAAGGCCAGGUCCGAAAACAUGUGGACUGGCAAGAGCAAGUCCCCGAAAACACGUCAUUCUAAAAGGCUGGCCAUAAGUAACAAGUAGUAUAUUACAAUAGUUAGAAAAGUUACUUUAUUUAUAUAUUUACUAUGUUCAGUACAAUGGUUACAAAAGUUAGGUUUUAGGUCGUAAAUUAUAUUUACUCAGUCAUGUUAUAUACUUGCAUCAUACUACUGUUAGGUGAUUUGGAAUUGCACUAAUGUUGGUGAUUUUAUAAUUUACUAUAGGGUGAGACUUGUGGUAGUUUUUAGAAUUUGGUGGAACUGAUUAUUAUUAUUGUAUGGUCAUUAUUACUAUUAUUGUGAAUAUUAUUUAGGUUGUUAUACUUUGCCAUUACUAUUAGGUUUUGGAUUUUUUUUUACCAUAACAAUAUGUCAAGUACAUUAUUCUGAAAAUGAAACUAACCAAUUUUACAUUCCUUUUCGCACUAUCUGUUUUAGUCCAAUGAUGUCCAUAGCCAAAAUAAUAAUAAUACUUAUACUUAUGUACUUUCCCAUUACUAUUGUGAAUAUUAUUACUGUUGUUAUAUUUUGCCAGUACUAUUAGGUUUUGGAUAGUGAAGUACAUUAUUUUCAAAAUGAAAUUGUUUACUCCAAUUAUGUCCAAAAUAAUAAAAAUACCUACAAUCAACAACGAAGGCAUUAAUUCUGGCCUUGGACAUAAAUU